GGUAACAGCCAGAUUUAACGUCAACGCAGCGGGCUCAGAUAUAUCGGCCGACGGAAGAUUAACGGAGCACAAAGCAACCAGAACUGACGUAAACCGGUCCCGUGCUCCGCCACCGGAACGAGGACAUGGAGCGGGACGACCCAACGCAGGCCCAGGAGCCCGGCUUGAUGGACCAGACCCGGAUCAGAACCUCCUUCAAGAGUCUUUUCAGCUCCAGUCAAAUCUUCCUGCCGCCGGGAGGGAACCGCCCCCCAAGACCGGAGCUCCAGAUGAGCCUGAUCCUCCGGAGCAAGGCGGCCCAGCAUGACGCGAACGGGAAAGAGGCACUGGGAACGUCCCAGUACGAGAAGGCCGUGGUCUGCUUCUCCAAAGCCAUCAACCUGCAGCCAGACCAGGCCCGGCUGCACCAGAGCCAGGCGGAGGCCUACCUGCAGCUGUGCGACUUCCAGUCGGCGGCGGCGUGCUACAAGCGGGUCUGGAUCCUGCGGCCCGGGUCCUGCGGCGCCCGCCUGGCCUUCGUCUACUUCCUGCAGGGCCAGUGCUUGUUCGACCGAGGCCUUUUCCUCGAGGCCCUGAGGGCCUUCAGCAAGGCGGCCGAGGUGAAGCCCGACUGCAGGGCCUACAAGGUCAAAAGGCUGGCCUGCCUGGCGGCUGCCGGUCACCCCGCUGCCAGCCUGAAGCUGGUGAGCGACUGGAUGCUGGCGGGCGGGCCGACCUCUGACCUCUACGUGCUCCGAGCCCGGCUGCACAAGCUGCUCCACCAGGUGUCUCUCUGUUACCGGGACGUGAGGUCGGCGUUGGCGCUGACCCCGCGGUGCCCGGAGGCCGCCGCCCUGCUGCUGCAGCUGCAGGCGACCGGCGAGUGGCACAGGCAGGAGGCGGUGAACGGAGCGCUGAGGGGCCGGCUGCCCGAUGCCCUGGGCAGCACCAACAUGGCUCUGGAGAACUGCCCACGGGACGCCCGCCUCUACCUGUUCAGAGGGAUUCUGUACCGACGCCUGAAAGACUUCACAGCAGCCUUCAAGGAUCUGGUCCAGGCUGUGGAGCUGAGCGAGGAGGAGGUCAGAGGUCAGGAGGAGGUCAGAGGUCAGGAGGAUGAGCGUGGCUCCGUGGAGGAGGAGGCUCAGUUCCAGCUGGUCCUCACCUACAACGACUUCGCCGUGCAGUGCUUCAGCAGAGGCCUCUACGCCGAGGCCACCCUGCUCCUCAACCGGGCCGUGGAGGAGGAGCAGGGCCAGGCCGGCCUGUACCUGAACCGAGGAGACUGCUUCUUCAAGCAGGGCGAGUGGUGCUUCGCUCUGGCCGACUACCAGCAGGCCGAGGAGAUGAUGCGGCGCGGCGACCCCGCCGUCCGGCUGCGGCUCGCCGUCCUGCACAACACGCUGGGCGGCGCCCGCUUCCAGGACGGGUGUUUCCAGGAGGCAGCAGACCUCUUCUCUCUGGCCGUCCAGUGUGACCCGGCAGCCGGUCGGUACUACGAGAGCCGGUCCAAGGCCUUCAGGAAGAUCCUGAACCUGGAGGGAGCCCGGCGGGACCUGAUCUGCACAAUGAUCCUGGAUCCCACCAGCGAGGAGCUGCCUCCUAUGCUCAUGGACCUGUUCCCUGGCUGCAGCGCGGCUGAUGUGUUGUCCAGUCCAGAAGGACGAGCAGUCAGAUCUCAGCUGAUGGACUCCAUCCAGGCCUGCAGCUCCUCCUCCGACCAGCAGAGUCUGAGUGAAGAUCCCCCGAAGAGGACCAAUCAGAACGCAGCGAGCCAACCAGCUGACCCGUCUGAGGCGGGACGGGAGCUGAAGCUGUGUGAGCACCGGAGGAGGUGAAGAUACCUGAGCAGCCACAAAGUGUCAUGCUGAAGUACCACCAGCACCACCACCUGUACCACCAGCACCAGUACCAGCACCACCAGUACCAGCAGCACCAGUACCAGCACCACCAGUACCACCAGCACCAGUACCAGCACCACCAGUACCACCAGCAACAGUACCAGUACCACCAGUACCACCAGCAACAGUACCAGCACCACCAGUACCACCAGCAACAGUACCAGCACCACCUGUACCAUCAGCACCAGUACCAGCACCACCAGUACCAGCACCACCAGUACCACCAGCAACAGUACCAGUACCAUCAGCACCAGUACCAGCACCACCACCUGUACCACCAGCACCAGUACCAGCACCACCAGUACCAUCAGCACCAGUACCAGCACCACCAGUACCAUCAGCACCAGUACCAGCACCACCACCUGUACCACCAGCACCAGUACCAGCACCACCAGUACCAGCACCACCAGUACCAUCAGCACCUGUACCAGCACCACCUGUACCACCAGCAACAGUAUCAGUACCACCAGCAACAGUAUCAGUACCACCAGCACCAGAACAGGACCAGAACAGGACCAGAACAGGACCAGAACAGGACCAGAUCACCUUCAGACACAACGAGACUUAAGAGUCAUAAAUGUUGAUGCGUCCGCCGUGUUUUUGUCUCUUUGUCUCAUACUUUAUGAAAUGGUCACGUGACGUCCUCUAAACUCUCGCUGUGCACGUUGUGAAUCACUUUUAAAAUACCCCAAAACAUAACUGUGGUCCUUUCACUGGAAAUAAAUCCUCGAGCACUCCAAAUAAUCUUAAAACCCGUCGUAUGGAAACGACGCUGUUGUCCUUUCAUUAGCAUGUUGUUACACACUGCCGUCCACUAGGUGGCAGCAGAGGCACGACUCUAGCGUUCGCUCUGCUGGUGGACUUUUAUAAAAGAGG
Molecule: messenger RNA, 2756 nt
Organism: Cyclopterus lumpus (lumpfish)
Lineage: Eukaryota; Metazoa; Chordata; Actinopteri; Perciformes; Cyclopteridae
Product: tetratricopeptide repeat protein 16
Exons: 13
Coding region: 126-1817 (563 amino acids)
Molecular function (GO): protein binding
Source: RefSeq, a predicted model, not a curated record